AUGCUCGAAACGCUGCAACUCGACAAGGCCAAGGUAAGCAAGCCGCAACAAUUAGGUACCGCGCAAAAACGGGCGGUCGCGGCCGUUGCCACCAAAUUCAAGGUAGAAAAGUGUCUGUUCUGCAAAAAGGCGGAGCACAGAAUUUAUCACUGUCCGGCCUUCCUGAAUCUGCCUCCUCAAGUCAGAAAUAAGGAAGUCAAGGAACUAAAGGUAUGUCCAAAUUGUUUAAAGGAAGAACAUGCCAUCGAAAAAUGUAAGUUUGGCGUGUGUCGUUUGUGCCAGAAAAAACAUAACUCAUUGCUACAUUCUAACAAAGGUGAUCCUACCGGAUCAGACAGCGUCAAUCGAUCUUGUAACUCUCAGGAGGCAUCACCCCAACCAGUCGGAUCGCAGACUGCUACACUAACCAGCUGUGUUCCACGAUCAAGCGAACGAGGACUUUUGGCCACGGCAAUUAUCAAGAUACAGGAUGCCUUGGGACAAUUUCAUGAAUGUCGAGCCUUUCUUGACCCGGGAUCCCAAACCAAUUUUAUAACUCGUGAUCUCUGCAAUAAUCUUCAGCUGCCUCAACAAAGUAGUCAUCUGUCUGUAAGAGGAAUUGAUAAUACACAAACGAUAGUCUCUUCCCAAACUCACGCGACGAUACAGUCAAGAUUCAACGCCUUUCAGGUCAAAUUGCAUUUCUCGGUAUUACCUGUGAUCACUACUAUACUUCCGUUGUCCGAGAUUAACAAACGUCAUCUGAAAAUUCCUCAGACGAUAACUCUAGCUGAUCCAUCAUUCCAUAUUCCAGGCAGAAUCGAUGUUCUACUGGGAAGUGCUGUUUUCUGGGACCUGCUAUGCGUUGGUCAAAUUAAACUUGGACGAAACCAACCCGUUACCCAAAAAACCAAGCUAGGUUGGAUCAUCGCUGGUCCUAUAGACCCCAGAAAUUCAUCCAUUGCAUUCCCCUGUGUCUCCAGUAAUUCAGAUACACUCGGAGACCAGUUGGAACGCUUUUGGCACGUCGAAGGAGGAGCAGUUUAUAACGAGCCGUCUGAAAACGACAGGAUUUGCGAAGAGGAAUUUAAGCAGACACAUCGACGUAACCCAGAUGGACGUUUCGAAGUACGUUUGCCGCUUCGGGGCAACGUUGAGCAACUGGGAUCUUCGCGAGAAAAUGCUGUCAAGCGUCUCAAGUCUAUGGAACGACGAUUCGUCAAAUAUCCAAAGUUGAGAGCAGGAUAUCAAGAUUUCAUGCAGGACUAUCAAGAUUCAGGUCAUAUGAACGAGGUGAUGAGCAAAGAAGAAAGUGAGGUAGUCAAUUAUCUUCCUCACCACUCAUUGUCAGUUGUAAAAGAGGACGGCAUAACGACCAAACUUCGAGUCGUUUUUUAUGGUUCCAGUGCCACCUCGUCCGGAGUGGCACUCAAUGAUAUACUUAGGGCGGGACCCACCAUACAACAAGAUCUACUGUGCAUCUUGCUCAGAUUCCGGCAGUGCCAAUACGUCGUUACGGCGGAUAUAAGGAAGAUCUAUCGGCAGAUACUUCUUCAUGAAGAACAACGCGAUUUACAGCGAAUCGUGUGGAGAAUCGACGCUGGCGACCCUGUCCGAGAAUACCGCCUUAACACUCUCACAUAUGGAUUAACUAGCUCUCCAUUCUUGGCUACACGAUGCCUGCUUCAGUUCACCACUGAUAAUCUGGAACAAUAUCCAGAGGCCAGCGAUAUUAUACGCAAUGACUUCUACAUUGACGAUUUGCUGACCGGUGGCAACGAUAUCAAAACCUUACGGCGACUCAAGACCGAACUGACGGAAAUCCUGUCUUCGGCAGGUUUCCAGCUUCACAAGUGGAACACCAACGAACCUGCCAUCUUAGAUGGGUCAUCAGACGCCACCACGUUAACCAUUGGAGGCGGGAUCAAGACGUUGGGAGUCUGUUGGAACAGUACUGACGACUGUUUGCAAUACAGGACUCAAGCAGUGACGAUGAGGGAUCGGGCAACCAAGCGAUCAGUGCUCUCAACCAUUGCUCAAAUUUAUGACCCACUAGGAUUAAUGGGACCAACGAUUGUCCGUGCCAAAAUGAUCCUCCAACAACUCUGGAGACUGAAAAUAGGGUGGGACGAGUCCCUUCCUCUCGACCUUCAUACUACAUGGAUGCAAUAUCAAGGAAGGAUCAACGACAUGAGUUUAAUCUCAAUUCCACGACCUGUAAUCUGCUCGGCGCCGCGCAGGAUCGAAAUGCAUGGAUUCUGUGAUGCGUCUGAAGCGGCAUACGGAGCCUGUAUCUACAUACGGAGCAUAAACGAGGCAGCACAAAUAUCGUCACAUCUUCUAUGCGCCAAGUCCCGGGUAGCCCCUCUCAAGAAGGUUACGCUUCCACGACUUGAAUUGUGCGGAGCUUUGUUGCUUACAAAACUUGGCCAAACAGUGCGACAAGCGCUUUCAGGUGGCAGAAAUACAGCGGUUGCAUUUGACGCACAGUGGCUUCACGUAAGGUCCAAGGAUAAUACGGCAGACGUUUUAUCUAGGGGUGCAUCGCCCGAGGUUCUUGGAACGUUUCGCUUGUGGUGGGAUGGACCACCCUGGAUGACAAUGGAUCGACGGCAAUGGCCCAACGAGUUUUCAUCGCUGCCGGAAUCUCAAAUCCCAGAACUUAAGAGGCAAGCAGUUACGAGAAACACCCUCACAAAGCAGUUAAGGGAAUCAGGCCAGCUCACAGUGGAAGAAUUGGAAGAGGCUACAGCCAGACUCAUACAGAUAGUCCAGUCAGAGGAGUUCGCCCCAGAAAAAAUGGACCUCCAAACCAAAGGGCAGGUGGCCACUAAGAGCAAGCUUGUUACGCUCAACCCAUUUAUGGAUGCUAAAGAAAUUGUACGGUUUCACCUAGGACCUCAAGGUCUUCUCGCUCAUUUGCGUCAAUUGUAUUGGAUUAUUUCAGGAAAGCAAGCGAUUCGACGAGUCCUUCGCAAAUGUAUCACGUGUUACCGCGUGCGCCCUAUAACUCAGAAUAAAUUGAUGGGUGAUCUUCCAAAGAACCGCGUUAACCCAUCACGGGCGUUUCUGCACUCCGGGUUAGAUUACGCGGGACCGUUCAACAUCAAAAUCUCGCGAAACAAAGGUGGAAAGGCGUAUUUGUGUAUCUUUGUAUGCUUCUCAACAAAAGCUACUCAUUUAGAGAUAGUCAGUGAUCUAUCAACGAACGCCUUUCUAAAUGCCUUAAAGCGAUUCAUCGCACGACGUGGUAGAUGCGCUACAUUGUGUUCCGACAACGGCACAAAUUUUGUCGGAGCAAACAACGAGCUCAAGGCCCUAGCGAACAUGAUAAAGACGGAACAUGGUAAAAUAGAGCGAUUUCUAUCCGAUCAAAAUAUUCAAUGGAGUUUUAUUCCUUCAUACUCUCCGCAUAUAAGAGGGCUCUGGGAGGCAGCGGUUAAAUCCGCCAAGACUCACCUAAAAAGAGUUAUCGGUGAUACCCUUUUAACGUUUGAAGAGCUCGGCACGAUUUUUGCCCAAAUCGAAGCCGGGCGUAUCCCGUUUGGACAC
Molecule: messenger RNA, 3531 nt
Organism: Vollenhovia emeryi
Lineage: Eukaryota; Metazoa; Arthropoda; Insecta; Hymenoptera; Formicidae
Exons: 4
Biological process (GO): DNA integration
Molecular function (GO): nucleic acid binding
Source: RefSeq, a predicted model, not a curated record